AUGCAUCCGCCAUCAUCCACCGUCCCGGAUUUCGACUUCGACGACUCUGCUCAUGAAAAAUGUCCACAGUCUGAAUUUGGCCAAUGCCUAGUGUCAAGCUACGAACAUUGGGACGACAGCCGGCAUGCAUACGGUGUACAAAAGGCGCAGCCAUCACGGAAUGUCACUUGCCGCGUGCGGCGACGAUUUGUGCUGAUGCGUAGUUAUGCUUUUUAUUUUUUAUUGUUGCUACUAUGCGGAGACAUCGAGUUGAAUCCCGGUCCUGAUACGGCGGCCACUUUACAGAUACUUUUAGAUGGGCAGAAUGCCAUUAAAGCUAAGCUUCAAACUAUCGAAACUAAUCAAGAGCAAAGCAAGGCGACCCUGGAUGACCUAAAAACACGCAUAGAAUCAUUGGAACAGCAUCUGGCCCAGUUCAGUGAAAUGAAAGCAGCAGUCACGGAUUGCAGGAAACAGUGUGAGGACACGCAUAGCGUAGUAAGAAUUCUAACCGCUAAAGUAGACGAUCUGGAAAAUCGAAGCCGGCGUUGUAAUUUAAUUUUUUACGGAGUACCUGACACAGACACCCGAGAGUUACCUGCGGCGUCUGAGAAACGAGUUCAGGAAAUUGUAACUAGACUUGGACUAGAGCCCGUUCAAAUUGAAAGAGCGCACAGGCUUGGUAGAUACUCUAUUGGCAAAGCUCGACCACUUAUCGCAAAUUUCGCGUUGUUCAAAGAAAAACAGACAAUCUUGUCAAACGCAAAGAAACUAAAAGGUACUACUAUUAGCAUUUCGGAAGAUUUUUCAGAGGCGGUACGCAGAAAAGGAAAACAGCUCUGGGACUUCGCCAAAGAUCACCGUAAUGAUAAUACUCGUGUAAACCUUCGAUAUGAUGCACUGUACUUAAAUGAUACAAGAUACAUAUAUGACGAAGCACUUGGACAAGUUGUUCACAGUACUUGA
This is a messenger RNA of Ixodes scapularis (black-legged tick), 945 nucleotides long. RefSeq lists its product as uncharacterized. The transcript is spliced from 2 exons. Gene Ontology annotation, molecular function: single-stranded RNA binding. The coding region runs from base 1 to 945 and encodes 314 amino acids. Lineage: Eukaryota; Metazoa; Arthropoda; Arachnida; Ixodida; Ixodidae. Gene Ontology annotation, cellular component: ribonucleoprotein complex. Gene Ontology annotation, biological process: retrotransposition. The record is from RefSeq and is a predicted model, not a curated record.